AUUAACGUCUGCCGUUUUGAAUUUUUUUGCUUUGCGCUUCCAUACGCGCCUGCGCAGUAACAAGUUUUUGUCAGUCGAUAACUACAGUCGUAGAUAACGUUCCAACACGAAACGUACCUAUAUAAAAAUGAUAUCUACAUAUACUUUGACAAAAUCUACAUUGUCAUAAUUUAGUUUUUAACAGACAAGUUAUUUUAUUGUAUGUGUUCGUCACGUGUGCAGGAAGUUACGUAAUAACCCGGAAAUGAAUACUGAAGGCGGGUGGUUUCAAAAUUGUUUGGUUGCUAGCGUUGAAUGUUGAUGCGUCAAAUACUGUAUAUUGGUGUCCAAGGAGAGACAUGUCUUCAAAAAUUCCCAAAGGCAUUCAUUUGCCAACAGAGAGGAAGAAAACUAGCAUCAGGACGGAGUCUAAAGACACAGGAAUCGCGGCACAUAAAUCAGACCUAAAAUCUCAAAAAGAAAACAUACACAGGAAAGGUCAUUCUCCAAAAGUUUACAAAGGUGUCUCCACCCGGUUUGGACAACGGGCAGAGCUGGAGGAGCAAAAUCAACAAUUAAUGACUGCCAAUCAGCAGCUGCAGAGUAACCUCACAGAAGCACAGCAAAGAGCGGCUGAACUAGAGCUGCAGUUCAAUGAGCUUACAAAGGAAAACACACAUGUGCAGAAAAACCUCAAAGAUUGCCACAUGUUGUUAGUGGCUGCAAAAAUAGACCCAGUUUUAGGAGGAAAGGUUGGAGAAGCAGCGAGAAAAAGUGAAGGUGAACGAAAAGAAGCGUUGAGUGUCUCCUCAGACCUGCUGAAUGAACUGAAGGCAUUUAGUGACACUGCAUCUCAACAACGUGCUCAGCUGGAGGAAAUUCAAACAAUGAUGUCACACCUUAAAGACACCAGACAACGUGUGAUGCAGGAAAGAGAGAGCUUCACCCAGGAGGCAGCAGAAAUUGAAAAAGCUCUGGAAGAAGCUGAUGCUCUCCUACUGUAAAAAUAAAAUAAAUAAACCAUGUCAUAAACCUCUUGUAUUUUCUGUUACAUGUUAUAUUUGUAAUUUUUAAUGAAUAAAGAUUUCAUAUGCACU
Molecule: messenger RNA, 1076 nt
Organism: Cynoglossus semilaevis (tongue sole)
Lineage: Eukaryota; Metazoa; Chordata; Actinopteri; Pleuronectiformes; Cynoglossidae
Gene: knstrn
Product: kinetochore localized astrin (SPAG5) binding protein
Exons: 9
Coding region: 339-983 (214 amino acids)
Biological process (GO): regulation of attachment of spindle microtubules to kinetochore; spindle organization; mitotic sister chromatid segregation
Cellular component (GO): mitotic spindle; centriolar satellite; microtubule plus-end
Source: RefSeq, a predicted model, not a curated record